Centruroides sculpturatus (bark scorpion) is the source of this 7574-nucleotide messenger RNA. RefSeq lists its product as uncharacterized. Gene Ontology annotation, molecular function: serine-type endopeptidase activity. NCBI's taxonomy places the organism in Eukaryota, Metazoa, Arthropoda, Arachnida, Scorpiones, Buthidae. The coding region runs from base 72 to 7466 and encodes 2464 amino acids. The record is from RefSeq and is a predicted model, not a curated record. The transcript has 26 exons.
UCUUAGUUUACUUCUAUGGGGAUUCCAGAACUGAUUCCGGGUGAUCCAAAAACCUAAGAAAUUUCUCGGAUAUGUCGAUCCACCCGGUCGCCCCAUUGUGGGUCUGGCCGAGCUCAUGUUAUGUCAUCACCGUCUGUUUGACCAUUACGUUCGUCACGUGUAGAGGAGCACCCCGCACUCACCAGGAAAUGGUAUUGUGUGGAAGAAAAAUCAAACUAUCGUCCAAAGAAGAGCCGGAGGUGACAGCAUUCGUCUCUCAUCCCUUUUUAGACGUCACAUUAGGGAUCGUGCCACAAGUCGAGUACACAGUCAACGUUCAUUUAUCGAGUCGAGUCACGUCGUCGAUAUCAAAAGUUGCUCUAUUAUCCGAAGGUGAAUUUCGUAUUCCUGGUGACGGAUAUACAAUUUGUGGAUCAUCUAACGGGACAAUAAUUACAAACACUGUAAAAGGUUCUUUCUCCCUCAUUUGGAUACCGAGUCACGUACAAAAAAAUUCAAAAAUAAAAUUAAUGAUUUUGCGAUCGAUAAGUGAAGAAGAAUGGGUUUUUCACACCGAUUACUACGGUUGGAGAAAUAAUUGUUUUCAAGCCAUGGUGCCUCAAGGAGAUUUAACAUAUUCAGAUGUUCGUUAUCUUUCUAACUGUUCUGUUUUUAACAUUUAUCCAAAAUCUCCGCCUGACUCGCGUCAACUUGUCCAAUUUCAGGAUGUGCUCUUAUCCGAUGAAGGUUACAUCGCUCUUCAUUUAAAUUCAGAAAGUUUCGUAGAUAUUAUUAUAAACUCAGAGAAUUUAGAAGAAUAUCUUUAUCACUGGAUAGAAUCGUUAGAAGGGAAUUUACUCAUUCGAUUUCAUUCAUGCCAAAAAUGUCAAUUUAAAAUUGGAACUUCAUUUUUAGAUAUUAAAAAUGGUUGCAUCGCCGUCCUAAACAGUCAACAAGGCAUCUUUACCAAUCCAGGAAAAUCUCUGGAGCGAGAAUGCAGCAUUCAGAUUAUUACUGAUAAUAUUGACGAACAUAUUUAUCUGUUAAUUCCCAAAAGAAAAUCGAGCGUAACGGAUCAAUGCGCCGACAAUUACGCUACCGUAUCAUUACUAGUAUCUGGCAACAUCACCCUGUGCCCCGGUAGAGAACAGAUGAAUCUUUUAUCUACGGGUGUAAAAUUGAUCAUCACUUUCCGAACGUCUGACUUGAAGAUUUUUUAUAAGUCCGUAAAAAUGUGUCAGAAUAUGACAGUUACAGAAGAAAGCGGCAACAUAUGCAGUUUCGGAAAUUACGGAGAGUGCUACUAUAUCAUAAACACCCCCGUGGGAUAUGGUAUCGAUCUGGAUUUUAUAUAUUUAGAAACCGGUCGAUCGUUGAACUGUGAAGGAAAUUACAUGACAAUACAAGAUACAGAGAAAUUAAUUAACUUUUGUGGCAACAUGACCGAUAAAACCAAUAAGAUUCAAUCUGCCAAAAACCUCGUAACGUUACGUAUGAGCAUGUUGCAACCUAUGGAAGCUGGAAGGGGUUUCUGUGCCGUGUAUCGAACUGUGGUGCAAAAUGACUCGUUUACUGCUUGUGAUUAUGGUUGGGUUUCCGGUUCUUAUUACUGCUAUAAACUAUUUACGAUGCAAGCUGAUUGGAAAUCGUCUAACGAAGUUUGUAAGGACAACGGAGGACAUCUUGCUUCUAUAGAAGAUAUACACGUGCAAGAACUUGUAAACGAGAUCCUGUUAACAAGUGCGUAUCUGUCACCCAAGACGGCAGUAUGGAUCGGUGGAAAUGACAUAACCUAUGAAAAUUGUUACGAAUGGUCAAGUGGUCAAAUGUUUCAAUAUACAAAUUGGUUUCCUGGCUGGAAACAAUAUGGCGGAUACAAUGCCCAACCGAAUGAUGAUGGCUUGGCAAAUCAAGACUGUAUCGAACUUAGAAACACAUUCAGAUAUCCCAGUAAAGGGGAAGGAGUUACAGAUACUUUUUAUUGGAAUGAUAGAGACUGCAAUGUCCAUAAUGCAUUUAUAUGUCAGAAGCCUAGACCGGGAGUAUCAAUUCUCGAAUAUGCCAAACCGGAUUGUAAUAGAACCGUUCGUCUGGAUGCUGCAAGAGAUAGAGAUAUGAUAACCAGUCCUCUUUAUCCGGAUAAUUAUCCCUCUAAUGUAAAAUGCUUCAUACAUAUUAUUGCUCCCGAAGGAAGAUUAAUCGAUUUACAGUUCAACGAUUUCAUUUUGGAAGAUCAUGAAUCGUGUCAAUACGAUUAUCUGACAAUUGAAGGAGGGGUUGAAGCAUCAGGAAUCCAUUACUGUGGUGAUUGGAGAUCGAGAAUUAAACUAUUGAGACAGAUUUCCACGUCUAACAUGCUGAAAAUCUUAUUCUUUUCUGAUUUUUCACAAAGUUUUCGAGGUUUCAGAGCAGAAGUCUCUUUAGUGCCAGAAAAGAAUCCGAAGUCGUUAUGCGAUAAUCACCUGUUUCGUAGCCACGAAAAUUAUUGCUAUUUGGUAUCGACAUAUCCAGAAGUGAGUUGGGACACUGCCAAUCGGAUAUGUACGGAAACUCAAUCACAAUUAGCUACUGUUACUUCGACCGAAGAAAAGAAAUUCUUGCAUUCGCUCAUACGAUCCGCAGAAGGAUACAUGUCUGGUGUUAUUUAUUGGAUCGGAUCGAAGAAAAAAUCGGGAGAGAUUACAUGGAACUGGUUAAACGGAGAAAGAAUUUCCUCCGAUAUCAUAAAUUUAGACGAAAAUUCUGCAUUAAAUCAACCGUCGUGUUUAGCCAUACAGUGGAGGCAUCACAACGUUACAAGCGAUUUAUUCUGGUCUGGUAAACGGUGUAAUCAUUCUGGCAGAUAUAUAUGCAAGAAACUUGCAUUUGUCCUCCCAGACAAUCUCAACACUACUUUGAAAAAUAAUUCCGGUCGUUUGACGUCAGUCAAUUAUCCAGCCCAUUACACGAGUAACAUGCACUACGUAAUAAAGAUCGAAAGUAAUCCUGCAUCAAGGAUUGUUAUCAACCUGGAUCAUUUAGAAGUGGAGUGGCAAGAAGAUUGCCUCUACGACUAUUUAGAGAUAACUGAGAGAUUGGCUGAAAGAGGAAAACGAUUUUGUGGAUCAUUAAUUGAUGAAAAAUCUAACUACGUUUCCGAACAGCCAGUUGUGUAUUUGGUAUUUCAUUCUGAUUACUCCGUGACUGGAAGUGGUUUCGUCUUAAGAUGGGAAUCUGUAAUCGGAGACAGCUGUGGAGAAUUACAUAAAACGUCAUCUUACAUCGUUUUACCAAGCGCUUCACGGCGAUAUCUUCCAGGAUUAGACUGCUUCUUUAAUCUAUCUUCGUCUUCUAGAAUACUCAUCACCCUCACCCAUUUCCAUGUUGGUAGCCAAGAUGGUCAGGAUAUUUGCUCUAACGAUUAUUUAAAGAUCAGUCUAGACCAAUCCCGAACGAUUAUUUUGUGUGGAAAUUCUACAUCUGUUCCGAUGGGUCUCACAUUCCUUUCUUAUAGAGAGGUGCUCGACUUUCACUUCCACACAAAUUCGGGUACGACACUUGGCAAUACGGGAUUCAACAUUACGUGGAGAAUCUGGAACCAUUCCAAGGUGGAAAGUUACGCAAGGCACGAGAAAAUAACUUCAAAUAUGGGAGAUUUGUAUAGCUUGAAUUUUCCACUUGAUCCUCCCAUGGAUGUUGACUUCAUUCAGAAUCUUAUAGUGCCUCUAGGUUACCGAAUAAAUUCGGUAUAUUUACAUCAUGAUUUGCAAACUAGAGGAUGCGAAGGAAAAAUAGUCAUCGAAGAUCCUUACGGAGAAACUUUCAAUAUAAUAUGUCCCUCUAGUAAACUUUACCGAAAUAUAUCGUCGACUUUGAAUAUUCUUCGAUUUUUCUCGACCACGUCAUUCUUAAAGCAACCUAUUAAGUAUCAUAUCAGUUAUAACAUAACUACAGGUGAGAUCAAUCAUGGGGAAUACAUGGGUGAAACGGGUCGAACAUUGGAAUUACGGAUAAAAGAACAUGAAGCUGCCAUACGAUUAAAACAUGAUAAUUCACCUUGGUAUAUAGCAAAUGUAAGAAGAUCUAACUACGUUUCCGAACAGCCAGUUGUGUAUUUGGUAUUUCAUUCUGAUUACUCCGUGACUGGAAGUGGUUUCGUCUUAAGAUGGGAAUCUGUAAUCGGAGACAGCUGUGGAGAAUUACAUAAAACGUCAUCUUACAUCGUUUUACCAAGCGCUUCACGGCGAUAUCUUCCAGGAUUAGACUGCUUCUUUAAUCUAUCUUCGUCUUCUAGAAUACUCAUCACCCUCACCCAUUUCCAUGUUGGUAGCCAAGAUGGUCAGGAUAUUUGCUCUAACGAUUAUUUAAAGAUCAGUCUAGACCAAUCCCGAACGAUUAUUUUGUGUGGAAAUUCUACAUCUGUUCCGAUGGGUCUCACAUUCCUUUCUUAUAGAGAGGUGCUCGACUUUCACUUCCACACAAAUUCGGGUACGACACUUGGCAAUACGGGAUUCAACAUUACGUGGAGAAUCUGGAACCAUUCCAAGGUGGAAAGUUACGCAAGGCACGAGAAAAUAACUUCAAAUAUGGGAGAUUUGUAUAGCUUGAAUUUUCCACUUGAUCCUCCCAUGGAUGUUGACUUCAUUCAGAAUCUUAUAGUGCCUCUAGGUUACCGAAUAAAUUCGGUAUAUUUACAUCAUGAUUUGCAAACUAGAGGAUGCGAAGGAAAAAUAGUCAUCGAAGAUCCUUACGGAGAAACUUUCAAUAUAAUAUGUCCCUCUAGUAAACUUUACCGAAAUAUAUCGUCGACUUUGAAUAUUCUUCGAUUUUUCUCGACCACGUCAUUCUUAAAGCAACCUAUUAAGUAUCAUAUCAGUUAUAACAUAACUACAGAUCCAGGAUACAUUCACAAAACUUUAAAAAUUCACUCUGUUUACUCUUGCAUGCCAAAUCCUUGUCUUCAUGGCGGUUCCUGUAUCGAAUCUAAUAAGAGUCAAUGCAAUUGUACUGGAAGUUACACUGGUGUUUUUUGCCAUCUUCAAUGGUGUCAAACUCGACCCUGUGGAGAAAGAGGCGUAUGCCAAACUGUACCCGACGGUUAUAGAUGCAGCUGUCCCCCAGAAUAUACAGGAUCUAGCUGUGAAGAACCCAUAACGCCUUGCAAUGCAAACCCUUGUGGACCGCAUGGUCAAUGCAGCGUUUUCAACGACACUUUCAAGUGUCACUGUCAGUUAUGGUAUGAAGGUUCGCAUUGUGAAAGAUUUGUCUUUCGAAUUACACAAAAGCCUUUGAGUCAGAGAAUGCUUGAAGAACCUUUCUGGCUGGGCUUAAUCACAGUUUUCGCCGUACUUCUAGUUAUUCUUUGUGUUUAUUGUAUCAAAAGAAAGUUUGCUGAAAAAAUUGAAAGACUUUUGGCAGAAGAAAUUGAAAAAAGUAAAUGCAAUCCCUCACCUCCUGCUGCAAGAUACAGUCUCAGCUCCAACCAACUUAGUCUAACUCCUGGAAGUCAAAGUCCUCAAACUUGUCCAAAAUCUCUUUUCACUAAAUUCAGAAAAUAUAGUAUUCGCAGUACUACCAGUGGAAUUAGUCCGACCGACAGAGAACACAGCAGAACUUUUAGUUUUGAUGAUAUUCUUCGUAGAUCUACAAAGAAAACAUCCUCAGGACCCACAGAUAAUAAUAAAAAUGAUGAUGAGAAAUCUCGAAUUUUAGCAUCUUUGGUGAUGUCUCCUCAGACAAGGAGAAUGAGUCUUGAUGAAUUUAUACGAAUGAGCGAGAGAAAAAUUCAAGAAGCAAACAGAGAAGAGGAACAAAAAACUUGCAAUUCACCCGAAUCGGAGAGUAUACAAGAAACUAGCUUUUCGGCUAGAUUAUCUCCUCGUUUUGCUAGACAUUCGGCUCCUUCGUUUACAGAAUUUCAUUCCAUAAGAGAGCAGUCGGUAGAAUAUGCGUCUUCGACGGAAAGUGAAGAAGAUCCGAAAACGAGUCAAGUUCAAGCUGACAUUACUCCACCACCACAAACAACUCAAGAAGACAAAGAAGUAUCGGAUAAAAAGAAAGCGCCAGAUCCGUCCGCCAUUCAGAAAACUGGAUUUUUAGAAGUUCCUACUAUUCUCCUUCCUACACCCACAACACCAGACAAUCCGGAGAAAGAAAGAACUUCGGAGAAUCCACAAAGUCCAGUUCGGAAAAAGCCAGAAUUUCUGGUUGGCCGAAAAUAUUCCGUAGAUCUUCCCAUGCCAAAAAUUCUAGUAACUUCCAAUACCAGUUCAAUUGAGUCCGACCCAAACAGCCCUCCUAGAACUCCAAAUCCUGCAAAGUCGAUGGCAUAUCUUACACCCCUUACGGCAGACAGAACGAUUUCGGAAUCCAAUCUUAGUACUUCGGGUUACUCGUCUCUAUCCAGCCCUGGAUUAAGUAGAUGCAAUUCAAGUAGCCCUAUAUCCGAUGAUCUAGAGAAUCAAAAUGCAAAUACCAAAAAAGUCUCACCUCCUCAUAAAUGGCACAAUCAUCCAAAGUGCCAUCAGACGCAACAGAUCGUGGCUACGUUAACAGAGGGUGAGCAGCCGCAAUAUAAAACGCGCACUUUUACCAACGCUUUGUGGCGUGCACCAAAUCGCAAAACUUGUCAUCACGAUAGAUGCAUGAAAAGACAUUCCUACCAGACCAGCACCGAUGAAUCCAUAGACGAUGAAGGUAUCGGUAUGGAUCCUAUCGAUUUUAAAAUUCGCAAGGGGGAAGUGAAAAGCGCUCGAGAAUUAGAAGCGUACAUAACUAAAAAGACCCCUUUAAUGAAUUUCACCUCGUCCGAUACUUCUACAUCUUCACCCACUACCAGAACCAGUCCCAAUUUGAGAAAAGGUGAUAAAGUUAAGAAAACUGGUACUAAAGGUAGAAAAAGUCCCGUUGCAUCACCCACUUCUGUUUCUGCUUCGGAGACAACAGCAGAAGGCAACACAAAUGUAGCGCAUUCCUCCGACAGCGAUCAAGAGUAUCAAAGACCAAAAACUCAAACGAGAAGAACGAAAAAAGAUGGAACUUCCAGUCCAAGGAUUACGGAAGGAAGAAGAAGCGUAUCUUCGGAGAAAUUGGGGAGUAAGCAGACAAGAAACGGUGUCGCUAGAUGCAAUUCGUCGACGGCAAUUCCUCAAAUAAUUACUGAAAAUUUCGACUUUAUCGUUGCCAAGGAUAAGAAAUCAAGUCCAAGAUCUUCUGCAGAAAAGAUAUUAUCCGUCGAUGAUUCUAUAGAAAGUUCUGUUCCAAGUGACACGGAUGAAGAAAAAACGAUGGAACCACUUCUCCCUUCAGAAUCAUUUCAGAGUAAUCUCAGACGCCAAGAAGCACUAGUAGAAGAAAGUGACAGUGCUGAUUCAAGCAGUGAGACAACAGUUUUACUUAGAAAGGAGCGCACUUCUAUUCCAGAAUUGGAAGAAGCAGGAACUCAAACAGAUCUGACAUCUGCCGUUGUUGUAUAUCCCGGAGAUGAAGCGCUACUCAAUGUUUCGUGAAUUUCUGCAAGAAAUGGUAUUAUUGCUCAUUUAUCUUUUGUAAAUUUGGACUAUGUGUUGCCUGACAAUCUGUAAGACAAUCUUAACAAAAAAAAAAAAACUUUUGUU